Pterocles gutturalis (yellow-throated sandgrouse) is the source of this 920-nucleotide messenger RNA. It is a transcript of the gene PDCD2L, whose product is annotated as programmed cell death 2-like. The record is from RefSeq and is a predicted model, not a curated record. Gene Ontology annotation, cellular component: cytoplasm. NCBI's taxonomy places the organism in Eukaryota, Metazoa, Chordata, Aves, Pterocliformes, Pteroclidae. The coding region runs from base 1 to 894 and encodes 297 amino acids. The transcript is spliced from 5 exons.
AUGGCGUUUCUCAAGAAGCUGUGCUCGGUGCCAGUGUACGUGUGUCUGGUCGCGUGGAGAAGUCACGGUCACGGAAUUUUUGACACCAUGAGUGCUAAACAAGAAUCGAACUUUGCUGCAAAGGAUUGGUGUGAUGAAGCAGAUGACUGGGGAGUCUGUGAUGAAGCAGAAUCUUCUGCAAGCGCCUCCUUUCAGCUGCUUGGCUUAAAUGAAGUAGAGAGCAGCUCCUCGUCCAGAGAGGUGGAGUGUGCGUCUCAGUUCCAACAGCUUCGCUUGUCUGAAGCUGUGAACACAUUGGGUUCCCUGAAUACACAUCCUCCCGUCAGCGAGGGAACAGUAACAGCUAUAGCUGGUUCAGCUCCUGUGUUCCAGCCCUUUUACAUUAGUGUUGUGGAUGAGGAAGACUAUGUUGGUUUCCUUGAUACAGAUCAUGCAGAUAAGCUAUUGAAGGAGUAUCAGCAGAGGGAGGGUGUUGAUUUGGAACAGCUGAUGACAGAAAGUUUUGCAGGUGAAGGUGAUAUUGAAAAAUAUGAGAAGAGUGAAGUCAAAGGCAGGGACUACACGUUUCAUAAAUUUAUGAAAAGAAUAUCUGUGUGUCCUGAACAGAUUAUAAGAUACUCUUGGGGUGGCCAGCCUUUAUUCAUAACAUGUCCUCCAGCCAGCAUUGACAAAGGUAUUCCAGCCUGCAGUAACUGUGGAAGCAAGAGAAUAUAUGAGUUUCAACUCAUGCCAGCGCUGGUCAGCAUGCUCCAGAGUGAUUCAGAUCUGUCAGUGGAAUUUGGGACUGUUAUAGUUUACACAUGUGAGAGAAGCUGUUGGCCAACAAAUCAUCAAACCCCACUUGAAGAAUUUGUCGUUGUACAAGAAGACCCAGAUCAGAGAUUAUUUAAAUAAAUUGUAUUUCUCCGCAUAGAUGGAAA